This is a messenger RNA of Neltuma alba, 618 nucleotides long. RefSeq lists its product as uncharacterized. Gene Ontology annotation, molecular function: structural constituent of ribosome. The coding region runs from base 253 to 507 and encodes 84 amino acids. Gene Ontology annotation, biological process: mitochondrial translation. The record is from RefSeq and is a predicted model, not a curated record. The transcript has 4 exons. Lineage: Eukaryota; Viridiplantae; Streptophyta; Magnoliopsida; Fabales; Fabaceae.
UCCCUCCUCCCUCCUCCCUCCUCCCUCACACAGUCACUCUCUUUCUCUCUCUCUCUCUCUGCUCGCGGGUUCUCGUCGUCCCCGUUUCCCACUUCACUCGGUUGCUCGGCGCUCUCACUAAUUCUGAGCUUCGUCUUCAUUGUCUUUGGUGGAUUUAGAAGCUGUCUUGUUGAGUGAACGAUGACCCAUAGUGUUUGAUGGUAUCCUAUCCUCCUCCUCCCCGUGCCUGCGUACACCCAGAUAAGAAACUGAAUGCAGAGGAUAAUGGGGCGGAAAGCUGGUGGACUUUAUAUUAACCCUAAGAGAUAUGGUUCACUUCAUAAACCUUGCAUGAAGGAAAUGAUGACUUUUCUCAGCUGCAUGGCUGUUAACCAAGGCAACAGUGAUGUGUGUACUAAGCAGAAGGAUUUAUUAAAGACCUGUUUGGAUUCACAGAGUAAAAAGAACAGAAACGCCUGGGGAAGUAUCAAUUAUCAACUGCAGAGGCUUAACAGGGGAAGGAAGUAGUCUGAUAUUUUCUAAUUUAAAACAGUUGUAUGAUUGUUGUUUAAAAUUUAAAAACAAAAAAAACCUUGUAUGAUUCUAAUUCAGGAAUUGCCGAGCAUUGCCAUGUUGGUG